This is a messenger RNA of Nerophis lumbriciformis (worm pipefish), 1392 nucleotides long. The record is from RefSeq and is a predicted model, not a curated record. Lineage: Eukaryota; Metazoa; Chordata; Actinopteri; Syngnathiformes; Syngnathidae.
AUGGCAACCGGUGGCGGUGGUGGCAGCGGUUCUGCUUCAAACCAUGAGUCGAACUGUACUCAGAACGGAGCUUCGGUUGCGCUCUUCAACGUGCCGAGCGCCGCUCUUGGCCCGUCCGCCUCCUCGCCCGUGUUCGCCGUUCACCGGGAGGCCGGCGUGUACAAUUGGCAGGCGACGAAGAGCUCCCUGAAGGAGCGGUUCGCCUACCUCUUCAACAAUGAACUGCUUAGUGACGUCAGGUUUAUAGUGGGCAAGGGCAGGCAGGCGCAGAGGAUACCGGCCCAUAAGUUCGUCUUGGCUGCUGGCAGUGCCGUGUUUGAUGCUAUGUUCAACGGGGGGAUGGCGACCACCUCGACUGAGAUCGAGCUGCCCGACGCCGAACCAGCGGCUUUCCUCUCGUUGCUCAGGUUCCUGUAUUCAGAUGACGUUCACAUCAGUCCGGGGAGCGUGAUGGCCACUCUAAACACGGCUAAAAAAUACGCCGUCCCCGCUCUGGCGACGCACUGUGUGGAGUUUGUCAGCAAGCACCUUAAAGCAGAUAACGCAUUUAUGCUCCUCACGCAGGCGAGGUUGUUUGAUGACCCUCAGAUAGCAAGUCUCUGUUUGGACACCAUAGACAAAAACACUGCGGAGGCAGUCAAUGCUGAUGGCUUCACGGAUAUCGACCUCGACAUACUGUGCACAAUCCUGGAACGAGACACACUGAGCAUCAGGGAGAACCGGCUUUUGGGGGCUGUGGUACGUUGGGCUGAAGCCGAGUGUAGUAGACAACAGCUUCCGGCAACUUCAGAGAACAAACAAAGGGUACUUGGGAAAGCCCUUCCACUCAUUCGCUUCCCACUUAUGAGUGUUGAGAAGUUUCCCACAGCAAAUCCUAAACCACGACCCAACAACAUGGACAGGCCCCGCUGCUGCCUCCGCGGAGAAGAAUGCAGCAUUAAUAGAUUCCAGCAUGUGGAGAGUCGAUGGGGCUACAGCGGUACCAGUGACAGAAUCAGGUUCAACGUCAGUAGACGAAUAUCCAUAGUGGGUUUCGGUCUUUACGGCUCCAUCCAUGGACACACGGACUACCAGGUCAACAUACAGAUAAUGGAGAGCGACAAACACGUCACCGUUGGACAGAACGACACGGGUUUCAGCUGUGACGGCACGUCGAACACUUUCAGAGUUAUGUUCACCGAGCCUGUGGAAAUCCUACCUAACGUCAGCUAUACAGCAUGUGCCACUUUAAAGGGACCUGACUCCCACUACGGCACAAAGGGGUUGAAGAAGAUCACCAAGGAAUCGGCAACCGGGACUAAGACAACAUUUGUCUUUUUCAAAUCUCCCGGUAACAAUAACGGUACCUCAGUGGAAGACGGCCAGAUACCAGAGAUCAUCUACUACGCCUAG